CCGCGCCGCUCACCUCAUCACAACAUAUAAAAACAACAGUGCUCUCACUUCGAAAAGCCAUCUCACAUCCCAAUCCACACUCCAACUCUACCUUCUGCCAACCAGAUCCUCGCAACAAUGCCUCCAAAAGCCUUGUCCCACGUCUACGUCAUCGUCCAAGACGGUGCCCCGACCGCUGCUUACGCCGACGAAUCCGCCGCCAACGAUGCCGCCGACGAGCUCGAUGGCGCAGAGGUGCACGAAGUCGAGAUGAAGAAGGCGGAACCCAAGGCCAAGGCCACGAAGGCGGCGGCGGCCCCCAAGGCCAAAGCGGCACCGAAAGCCAAGGCUGCCGACGGCGACAAAUCCGAGCUUGCUGAACGCAUCGAAGAACUCCUCUCUGGCUCCGGCGACUCUCUUGCCGGCCAGACCGUCGUUGUGACCGGCGUCCCGACAGAUCCCCACGUCACUCGCAAGCAGCUCGACGCGUUGGUGACCGCCUAUGGCGGCAAGCUUGUCAAGUCAAUCAGCAAGAACACGGACCUCGUCGUGCUCGGCGCUAACGCAGGCCCGAAGAAGCUGGAUCAGAUCGAGGAACUGGGCAUCGAGACGCUUGACCAUGAUGAGUUUGUCGAGCGCAUUGGCGGUGAAGGAGGCGCGAAGAAGAAGAGGAAGACCUGAUCGACCUUGACCCCGAGCGACUUUGCCGACCUCGCUGUUCGAACGGUGUACUAUGUCAGCGUGCAUGUGGUGUGUGGAAUUGCCUCUUUACUGUCGAAAUCGGGCGUUGGCCUGUCCAAGGAUUGAUCUGCGGAUGCGAGUGGGAGAUGAGAAAGGAACGAGUUUCGUGAGCAUUAAAUGGUCAGCAUGUGGUGAUGGGAUGGGAAAAACGGGCACUGCUGUAAAACUCUCCUUCU
Mytilinidion resinicola is the source of this 896-nucleotide messenger RNA. RefSeq lists its product as uncharacterized. NCBI's taxonomy places the organism in Eukaryota, Fungi, Ascomycota, Dothideomycetes, Mytilinidiales, Mytilinidiaceae. The transcript has a single exon. Bases 118 to 660 code for a protein of 180 amino acids. The record is from RefSeq and is a predicted model, not a curated record.